AUGAAUCCCAGCAGUGUGAAUCCCAGCAGUGUCAGUCCCAGCAGUGUCAGUCCCAGCAGUGUCAGUCUCAGCAGCGAGAAUCCCUGCAGUACGAGACCCAGUAACGUGAAUCCCAGCAGUGUGAAUCCCUGCAGUGUGAAUCACAGGAUGCUGAACCCCAGCACUGUUUGUCCCAGCAAUGAGACUUACUGCAACACCAGCCCUCGCAGUGUGAAUCCCAGCAGUGUCACUCCCAACAAUGUCACUCCCAGCAGUGUGAGUCUCAGCAGUGCGUGUCCCAGCAGUAUGAAUCCCACCAGUGUGUGUCCCAGCAGUGUGAUUCCCAGGAUUGUGAAUCCCAGCAGUGUGAGUCCCAGCAGAUUAAAUCGCAGCAGUGUGAUUCCCAGCAGUAUGAAUCGCAGCAGUGCCAGUACAAGCAAUGAGAAUUCCAGCACUGCAAGUCCCAGCAGCAUCAGUUCCAGCAGUGUGAGUCCCAGCAGUAUGAAUCCCAGCAGUGUGCAUUCCAGCAGUUGGAAACAAAGCAAUGUGAUUCCCAGCAGUUAG
Molecule: messenger RNA, 543 nt
Organism: Chiloscyllium plagiosum (whitespotted bambooshark)
Lineage: Eukaryota; Metazoa; Chordata; Chondrichthyes; Orectolobiformes; Hemiscylliidae
Source: RefSeq, a predicted model, not a curated record